Messenger RNA from Homo sapiens (human), 13220 nucleotides. RefSeq names its product OTU deubiquitinase 3 (gene OTUD3). The record is from RefSeq and is a predicted model, not a curated record. Gene Ontology annotation, biological process: protein deubiquitination. NCBI's taxonomy places the organism in Eukaryota, Metazoa, Chordata, Mammalia, Primates, Hominidae. Gene Ontology annotation, cellular component: nucleus; cytoplasm. The transcript is spliced from 8 exons. Gene Ontology annotation, molecular function: cysteine-type deubiquitinase activity. The coding region runs from base 7008 to 8021 and encodes 337 amino acids.
AGAACGCUUUGCCUCCUUUGAGUCCUUGGUUUUUGGGUGGUGCCCCCAUUUACAUUUGUGAAAUUAGGUCGCCUGUUUACUGAGCUGAAGGCAGCUUCUCUAAUUCUUCCUUCCAUGGGCCUCAGUUUCUCUGUAAGCAAAGGUGCUUCCCCAAGCUUUCUUGGGACUUAGACUGGAUCCAGGUCCAGCUUUCUUUAGGGAACGCGGAGGGGGAGAGUGGGGAGGAGGAAGAAAAUUAGCUUCAAGAAAGGGGAUAUGGCUCCAGGAACAUGGAUGGAAGAAGGAAAAGGGUCAGGAAGAGGGGAGAACAGUUAGGAUCCCCAUUGCAGGGGCAGGUAAAAAGGGGUCUGGUUGUCAGCUGUGUCACUUUGGAAGAGAGAGUGUUAAUAACAGCCUGGCUUUUGUUUUUUUCCUCCCCGUAUUUGAGUGCUCAGAUCCUGCAGAGGGAAGACUAAAAUGAAAUUAAAGACCAUAAGGAAUUGCCUUAGUUCAUUAUUAUUGUUAUUUUGUAGAGACGGUGAUUUUGCUGUGUUGCCCAGGCUGGUCUCGAACUCCUGGCUUCAAGCGAUCCUCCUGCCUCGGCCUCCCAAAGUGCCUAGAUUACAGGCAUGAGCUACCACCCCCGGCCAGGAAUUGCCUUAGAUAUUAACUGCAGAAUAAGGUGUUUUAAAAAUUUUCACAUUACAUUGCAGCUUAUUGAUUAAGACUGUGAACUGGUCCUAAUUUCCCUUUCCCACCGUUCCUGUUUAUGCUCAUUGCUUCAGGCAGAUUGGAUUUCUUUUUGCUCACAAAGAGUUCACCACACUUUGCUGCGUUGCUGUUUUUGCUUAAGAUGCAGUUGGAACUUGAUUACAUUUAUUCACCAUCAUCUGGCAAAGUGCUUGGUACAUGGAAGGCAGUCAGUACGUUUUUGCUGAAUGAAAUAUAAAAAUAAUAGAGGGAGGUCAGCUAGCCUAAGCAUAAGCCCAAGACACCCUUAUAGAAACAGAAAUACCAAUUGAAUACAGUGGAAUUGGCGUGGGACAUUGGGGCUUUUCCUUGCAAAUGAUUGGAUUGCUUGUGUCUGCUAUACUGGGUAUGGUAUUCUCAAUGUCAGGGUGCCCAGGAAACUGAAGUACUCAAUAGAAGGUUACUUAUGAGGAGGAAUUAGCACAGGGAGUUGUAAACUCUUGAGGGGGCUUUCAUAAGGUUAUGGGAAACUUUGGGGGUACUACUUCUGCUCCCUAUCCCCACACCCCCAUACACACACAGCAUACUUUUCAAGUUAAUUCAGCACACCUUAAGUAGGGUGCUGGGAAUAUGUUGAUGACUAAGAUACUUAAGGACUUCAUAGCCUAAGGUAGAAACACGUAACAGUGGGUCUCAGCUUUUUUGGUCUUAAGAUCUCUUGGCAUUCUUAAAAAUUACUGAGAAACCGAAAGAACUUUAUAUGGGUUAUAGCUAUGAGUAUUUACUGUAUUAGAAAGUAAAACAAAGUUAAAACACAAGAAUACACACACAUUCCAUUAGCUAUCAGAGUGAUGACUUCAUGCAUCAGGUAGCCUCUGGAAAACUCCACUGCACUUGUGAGAGAAUGAGAAUGAAAAAGGUACAUUACAUCUUAGUUUUGAACUCACGGAUACCCUGAAAGCAUAUCAGAGACCUUCCCACAUCUCCGGUCCCUUGAGUCACACUUUGAGAACAGAUGAUACAAAUAAUUAAAAUAUAGUUUGAUAUAUUUUUAGUAACAGUGACUGAUUAUAAUGGUACUAUUGAGAAGGAAAAGGCUACUACUCUAUGAAUUGGCCAGGAAGUCCUUCUCGUUCAUUCGGUAAAUACUCAUUGGAUACACUGCUAGAUGCCUCUCAGAGGGUGUCAUGCUCUGAUUGGGUCAUGAAGGACCAAUAGGAGUACACCAAGAGAACGGUCCCAUCUGAGAAGGAGUAUAUAUAGAGGCACAAGGACACGAUGUUUUUGGGAGAUCUACAGGUUGUUUAGGGUGACGGGUAGUGUAGGGCACAAGGGUAGAAGUAACGGGCAGUGAAGCUAGGCUCCAGAAACCAGCUUGACUGGAGUGCUCAUGUCUCUCUUCCAAGGUUCCUGUUAUUCGGACAGUGUUAGAUAAAAUGAUCGUAUUUCCUCUUGUGUGGGCUUCAUGGAGCUAACCACCUUCUGUUCACAAGUUCUUCACAUGAGUUCCAUUAGCUGGACUGUGGUUCAGCCCUCGUCAGUAUCCUAGUCCUUUCGAAUGUGGUGAUGACAGACUUUAUCACUGCAGGGGAUGGUGUUUCCUGUGUAUGUGAUGGGUUGGCAGGUGUCAACAGAUUCUUCUACCCCCCUCAGACGGAGUCUUACUCUGCCACCCAGGCUGGAGUGCAGUGGCACAAUCUUGGCUCACUGCAAUCUCUGCCUCCUGGGUUCAAACAAUUCUCUUGCCUCAGCCUCCUGAGUAGCUGGGAUUACAGGCACCUGCUACCACAGCCAGCUAAUUUGUUUGUAUUUUUAGUAGAGAUGGGGUUUCACCAUGUUGGCCAGGCUGGUCUCGAACUCCUGACCUCAUGAUCCAUCCGCCUUGGCCUCCCAAAGUGGUGGAAUUACAGGUGUGAGCCACCGCGCCUGGACAACGGAUUCUUUUAUUAAUGUUUAUUAAGGACUCAGGUGAAAUAUAAUGAAGUUAAAGACUAUUAAAAAAUAGUUGACAUCUCUAGCGUUCCCUGUUUUCAUUCAGAUUUGAUUACAAUCUGGAGUAGCCUGAUACAGUAUCUAUGAGCAUGUUCAUUGUUGGCAAUAUGGUACCUGUAGCAUUCUGGAACCUGAGGGGGUUUAGGGAUGAAUUAACCAAUAUCCUGUAAUACAGCCUUUACAUGGGUUGAGUCAGCUUAGUGUAGAUUAAUCAGGGAGCUACUUAGAGGGUUUUGUAAUGCUUCCUGGACCAGCUUCAUAUUUCACGUGUUGUCUGGAAGGUGGACCCACAUAAAUUGGAUUCAUUUUUCAAAGCAAGAAAGAAAUAGUUUAACCUUGAUGUUUUCCUUAAAAACAUGAUUGGCUAUAGUGUGAAAAGAAUGUAUAACUCUAUUUAUUAGGCAGUACAAUAUUAACAUCCCUCUGAACUUAUCUAGUUGGGUCUUACUAAAUGUAGUUCUGAGUUACAUUACUCAUUAGCAGUGUUCUAAAAUUGAAACAUUGAAGAAUCACUAAUUUUAGCUGUUUAUCUUAUUACUAACAAGUAGUUUAUUUUUUAGUUUUGUUUUUAAUAUUGCAGGAUCACAGUAGUAGAAGGGCAUUCACACAUCAUCUUGUCUAAUUAUUGCCUGUGUCACCUGAACAGCAGUGCCAUCUUUUGUGCCUCACUCAGUGGUUUUCAGUUGGGUGCCAUACUAGAAUAUCUGGGGAGGAACUUUUGAAACAAUUCAGGGCCUGGGCUCUCCCCUAGAUCAACUACAUCAGAAUCUUAGAGUGGGGCCUGGUUAUUGAUGUUUUUUAAAAAAAAAUUUACAGAUGAUUCUUAUAUGCAUCCAUAAUUGAGAGUGACUGAUUUAGAGUCUAGAUGCUCAACUAGUGUUUCUCAAACUUCAGUAUGCAACAUAACCACCUGGACUGCUAGUGAAAACACCUGGAAGGGCUACGUUGCUGGGCCCCAACCCCAGAAUGCCUGAUUGAGUAGGCCUGGGUGGGCCCCAGCAUUUUCAUUUCUAACAACUGCCCAGGGGAUGCUGAUGCUCCUAGUCCGGGAACACACUUUGAGAAUCAGUGAUCUAGAUCAGCGCUGUCCAGGGGAAAUAGAAUGUGAACCACGUAUGUGAUUUAAAAUUUUUCUAGUAACUACAUUAAAAAGAAACAGGUGAAACUAAUUUUAGUAUAUUUUAUUUAAGCUAUUGUAUCUAAAAUACUAUUUUGACAUACAAUUCAAUAUAAAAAUUAUUGAUCUCUCAUAUUUUCUUUUUCUUUUUCUUUUUUUUUUUUUUUUGGAGACAUUAGAGUUUGUUGUUGUUGCCCAGGCUGGAGUGCAAUGGCACGAUCUUGGCUCACUGGAACCUCUGCCUCCCAGGUUCAAGCGAUUCUCCUGCCUCGGCCUCCUGUGUAGCUGGGAUUACAGGCAUGCGCCACCAUACCUGGCUAAUUUUGUAUUUUUAGUAGAGACGGGGUAUCUCCGUGUUGGUCAGGCUGGUUUCAAACUGCUGACCUCAGGUGAUCCGCCUGCCUUGGCUUCCCAAAGUGCUGGGAUUACAGGCAUGAGCCACCGCACCCGGCUGAUGAUCUCUCAUAUUUUCUUAUAUGACCGCUUCAGAAUCUAGUAUUUUACACUGAUAGCACACCUCACUGUGGAUUAGCCACAUCAGAUGCUCAGUAGUCACAUGCGGUUAGCAACCACUAUUAAACAACACACAUCUAGACAAUUGCUGUGAAUUGCUAGUUAUAGAAAUUGGCAGAAUCCUGAGUCUAUAUAGUCUACCUCCGUAGAGCUAAGGUGAAAUUACCUUUUAUUUGCCAAAAUCUAUGUCUCUGUGGCUUCCAGGUUUUCGUUUUAUUAUACAGGUAUAAUUUUAAUUUCACAUGACAGUUGGAGGUAUUGAUCACGUCCCCCUGAGCCUUCUUUAGGCCAAACAUCACUAGUAGUUCUUCAUAUUGUAUUAAAGCCACAUCAUUUAUCUGAAUACGUCUCUCUUAAAAUACAGUAACUAGAAUGGUACCCAGUACCCUAUCUGGUCUGACCCCAAAUAAUAAAACCUUUUCCUUUUUCUGCACAUUUACUAUUAUUACUGCAGUCUAGAGAGCACGUUAGGUUUUUUGGUGCGUGUGUUGCAAUAUUGUCUAAUAGUAAAUUAUUGCGCACUCAAAACAUUUGCGUGCUCUUUAUGUAAUUGGUUGUUUUUGUGAACUCAAAUGCGAGACCUGCCAUAUAUCCCUAUAACACAGUGGUUCUCAAGCAGGGAUGAUUUUGCCCUCCAGGGGACAUUUGGCAAUGUCUAGAGACAUCUUUGGUUGUCACAACUGAUGGGGAGGGAGGUAGUGAUGUGCUACUGACAGCUAAUGGCAGAGGCCAAGUAUUCUCCUAAACUUCCUACAGUGCACAGGACAGCCUCCCACAACAAAAAAAUGAUCCUGGAAUGUCAAUAAUGUGGAGAUUGAGAAGCCCUGCUAUAGGUAAUGGUGAGAGUGUGAACUCAGGAAGUGGCCCAGAUCUCCUAGAGGCCCUUUGGGCAGCGGUGCUUUGUUCUCAUGAGUUUCUUGAGUGCUCUUAUUGGGCUCACCUAAGGAAACCCAGGUCACUGGAGUGUUUGUUCAUUACCUUGUAAUCCUGUCAGAAAAGGAAGUGAUUUGUCUAUUUUGGCUUGUUUUGGGUGAGCUCAAAGAAAGUUUGGUAAGUAAUGAAAAGCAUAUUAAAAAAUGUAACAAUUAAAACUCUUAAAUAUUAUUUUUAAUUCUGCUGCCUAGGGGUAACUAUGGCUAUCAUUUUGGUGUUGACAUUCGAGCGAGAGCCACGUUAUUUGGACUUGGAUCCUGGGCCUACCACUUACUAGUUUUGUGACCUUGGGCAGGUUUCCCCUGAGGGAUGGUAAUAGGACCUAUCUCAGAGUUGUGAGACACAACAUGUUUAAUACAUAUAAAGUGUUUAGGACAGUCCCUGGCACAUUGUAAGAACUAUUUAAGUGGUUGUUUCUGUGUGUUUUCUUGGCAUACGUUUGUGUGUGUUUCUGUGUCUGUGUAUGUGUAUAGUGUACAGAUGAACUUGGUUGAGUUCAUGUGGCAUAUACAGUUCUACACCUACUUUUUUGGAGAACAUUUGCUCAUGUUAUUAAAAGUUCCUAGCAAACAUGUAACUGUAGAAUACCAUGAAUUUUGGUACAUUAAAUGUAAAAUAACUACAUAAAUUUGUGAUAAAUCACAUCUCUUAAACUAAAUUCAAGAAUAGGCUAGUGGUGGCAGAUGCUGAUUAAGAAAAGUUUGAGGGAAAAGCUUGACAUUUAAAUUGUUUUAUCGAUUAACUUACUUUUCUCCAUGGUUGAAAAAAGACUGCCAUUGUCAGAUUUUAGCAAGACACCUCAGUCUAGCCUACAGAACUCUAUAUUCCACUCCUUCUAGAAUCUUGUCUUAGAUUGUUGGAAAGCUUCUUGGUUUUUAAUUUAUAGAAGCUGUCUUAAUUCUCCCCUCCCCUGCAAAAAAAAAAAAAGUAUAUAUUCUUAUACAUUAGAAGAGAUUCCAGCCUUUCUAUAGCUUUCUGUUGAAAAUUCACUUUUCUGAGUUGAAAAACAAAACCCCCUUUUUUCCUACACAUUUAGACAUGAAAUCUUUCUGAAAGUGAUGAGUUUAUACUUUGGAAUUACAGUAUCAUAGUUUUUCAUUUGGAAGAGUAAACAGUUGGGUGUAAAACUGGACAACUGUUUGGCUUCAGAAUUGUUUAUUUCUGUAGUUUUAAGGAUACCAGAUUGUGUUUGUCUUGUUUGAGUCUCUGUGUAUCUAAGCCUCUGUGUUUGUGAUAGUUCGGAAUUUAGAAGCCUUUGAGGGGUUUGAAAGUAAAGAUAACUCUUACAGUUUAUUACCAGUAUUUUAAUUUUAGAGAAACAAAAUGUGGUGUUUAAAGUUUUCAUUUGGCAGGAAUAACAAUGGCAUUGUUGCUCCCUGGGUGCUAAGUGAGGAGGCAAGGAGGAAGUGUCUUUCCAUAGUACAACUGUUUGUUGUCCAAGUGCUUUCCUUCUCAUGACUUUCUCCACUAUGUUCUUAGGACUCAAACAGAGUAUUGUUCAGUUGUUAGUAUUGGCAGCUUGACAAAUUGCUAUUUUUUGGGUACUAUUUGUUAAAUGAAUGAUUACUUAGCUGGGUAGCUGUAGUGGAACUUGUUUUAGAAAAGAGGCUGUAGAUAGGACAUGAUUUUGGAAGAGGAUCUGUAAAUCAUAGCCCUUAGGCAUGGAAUGGCCUAUAAGGUCUGGACCUUGUAGUAAGGUGGUUAGUGUAUCACCGGCUCCACUUGUUGAAGCAGCUGAGGCCCAGGGAAGUUUGAUGACUCUCCUGAGUCAGCCAGCUGGUACAUGGGGAAUAGAAUCCUUGUUUGCUGCCUCUCAAGAAGCAAUUGCUUGUUCAGAGCUCUUGGUGAUCAAUUGGAGGGACACUCACGAAAUCAUCUCAAGCACAGACAGGAGACAGUGGACUACAUGAUAAAGCAGCGGGAAGAUUUUGAACCCUUUGUAGAAGAUGACAUUCCUUUUGAGAAGCAUGUGGCCAGUUUGGCAAAGCCUGGUACUUUUGCUGGCAAUGAUGCAAUUGUAGCCUUUGCAAGAAAUCAUCAGUUGAAUGUAGUGAUUCAUCAACUUAAUGCCCCUUUGUGGCAGAUUCGUGGUACAGAGAAAAGCAGCGUGAGGGAGUUACACAUCGCAUAUCGGUAUGGAGAGCACUACGACAGUGUUCGGAGGAUCAAUGACAACUCAGAGGCACCUGCACAUCUCCAGACGGAUUUUCAGAUGCUUCAUCAAGAUGAAUCAAAUAAAAGAGAAAAGAUCAAGACAAAGGGAAUGGACUCUGAAGACGACCUGAGAGAUGAAGUAGAGGAUGCUGUCCAGAAAGUUUGUAAUGCAACUGGAUGUUCAGAUUUUAAUUUAAUAGUCCAGAACCUGGAAGCUGAAAAUUAUAAUAUUGAAUCUGCAAUAAUUGCCGUGCUUCGGAUGAACCAAGGGAAGAGAAAUAAUGCAGAAGAGAAUCUUGAGCCCAGUGGUCGAGUGCUGAAGCAGUGUGGCCCUUUGUGGGAGGAGGGUGGCAGUGGUGCCAGAAUCUUUGGAAAUCAGGGCUUAAAUGAAGGCAGGACCGAAAACAAUAAGGCACAGGCCAGCCCUAGUGAAGAAAACAAAGCAAAUAAAAACCAGCUCGCAAAGGUCACAAACAAACAGAGGCGAGAACAGCAGUGGAUGGAGAAGAAGAAGCGGCAGGAGGAGAGGCACCGCCACAAAGCCCUGGAGAGCAGAGGUAGCCACAGGGACAAUAACAGAAGCGAAGCAGAGGCGAACACGCAGGUCACCUUGGUGAAGACCUUCGCCGCUCUCAACAUCUGACUCUUUGGCCUCUUGGGAGUUGUAAGAAGCGGCUGGAAAAGGAUUGCUGUGUGCUAGACUUUCCAGUGAGGCCGUCCUUUUAUAAAACGCAACACAACCAACGAAGCCCACACAUGAGCUCACACACUGAGUUAGUUUCGUUCAAGCUGCCUCUUUUUUUGUUCGAAGUUUUAUUAGUGAUAUGUUGGUGUUUUAUGAAAAUGCAGUGAGGCCAUUCAUAUUCUGUAAUACAAAAUUAAAAUACUGAGUUUUAGGGGCAGAUAGUUAGGUCAGGAAAAACCUUUUAAGUGGUGGCUUUAUUUGCCCUGAAAAUCAGACUUCAGUGACCCUAGGAUCUUUCCUUAACAUUUGGGGUGAGUUUUGCUGUAAUUGUUCAUGAGUAGUUUAGAAUAAUUGUUAGAAAUUCAGAAUGACAAGUUUCCUUAGUUUCUCUUUCAUUCUCAAACAGAUAUAUAGGGUAGCUUAUAAAUGAUCUCCAACUCAGGAAUAUGCUUUGAUUUACUUCUAAUCCAAGUUACUCAGAAAAUAAUUCAGGAAUUGUUUUCCCAAAGUUACGUGAGGGUUGUGGCCUGCAGUCAGGAUGGAAAUUAACCGCAUUUCUCUCCUUCCUGAUUCUGAUGUUAUUUCAGAUGGGAUGCAGGUGCUGUUAGUUCAUUUGCACUCAAGCCAUAUGAUAAAUGCAGCUGACUGUUAAUUAGGCCUGGCCUUGUUGGGAAGUUGAUAGUGGUGUUGGGUUUUUGGUAUUUGUUUCCUGACAGUGGGGAGAUGGCAUGUUACUGCUUGUGAUACAGUUCUGGAAUUCUGAUAGUGUGUAGAGCAGGGUCUAUAGUUGUAACAGGAGACGAACUCCUGGGGUUUUGCCUAAGAGGAGUCUAAAGAAUUAUGUUUUUAUAGGAGAAGCCUGGAAGAAUAAGGUUUUUCAUGUUCGCAUUUUAAAUAACGAUUUUCUUCCCUUCUGUUGUAGACUUAGAUGCCUUCAGAGAGAUACGUGGUAACUUGACCUUAUAGGUCGCUAAACUUAGUAUUGUGGAAAUUAAAUCUUAUAAAAUGCUACAUUUAUUUCUUUUUAUUUAAGCCCUGUUUGGCAUUUCAAAGUUGGGAAAACUCCAGCAUCUGCUGGAAGUUGUUGGACCAGCAGGGUUGGUUGACUUAGGUUGGACCAGCAGAGAAGAGAACAUACUUUGGUUGAGGCCUUCGAAUCACUCUUCAGUUCUGAAAUAGACAGACUUGAGCAGUGGAGAGACGUCUUUCCUAAAACUGAGUUAGGUGGAUGUGAACUUAAGAACUAUAACGUAUGAGGCAGCCCAUCUUGGAUCAUCUUUGUCUUUUGGGACCUAAUACUUGGGCAAAUAAUUGAUGCUGAGUUGAAAGGUAAAUUAUUAGUUAUCUUCCCCACCCCUCGCAUUUCAGAAUUAUAAAAAUUCGGAGGCAAAUUGAAAACUAAAAUGUUUGGUAGGCCCUGGAGUCGCCAGAUUGUCUUUAUCACCAGGCCUUUGGCUUUCUUCAGUUUCACUGGUAUCUUUUGGUUUUGUUUUUGACUUUGGUGGCUUUUUGUAGUUGGAGCAUCAGUAGUCUCUUGGAAUUGCUCCUAGGACAUUGUGGUUUAGGUUUCUUCCUGGGUACAGUACAUUGUAAAAUUUAGCAGAUUAAAAAAAGUACACAGCAUUUUUUUUCUGUGCACGUCGCAGAGUCCUGAGCUUGAGGCUGUGUUACUCUACUCAUUCCAAACGAAUGAAAGAUCUCUGUUGCCUUACUCUAAGGAAGUGGGAUCGAGUGCGUUAGGAUCUAUGGUUGUCUUGGUUUUCAACUCUGGGCAGAUUCCUGACUGGCUGAGUGUUUCUGAAUGAAGAUGUUUUCCUGUCUGUUUUGUACUGCUUGAGUGCAGAGGCCAGAUCCUCUCAGAAAGAUAAGAUUGUAUGCCAGAAAUUCAGAUUAGCAGUCAGCUUAAGAGAGACUUAUUGUCAGAAGUAGUAGAAUUGCUUUAUUUACUUGGUUAAUGAAGGUGGCCUUGGGCCCUAUUGGGUUUUAGAAGUUUUAGAAGCUGCUAAAAAGUUAUUAAAGAAUAUUGGGAACAUUUAUUUUUUAAAUUACCUAAUUCUGGUAAUAGGCUUCAGCAUUUCUGGAGUAUAAUAAUGGUGGUUUAAAAAACUAAUCAAACGGCUUUAGUAAUUUUACUACUGGUUUCACAGCUUUUCAGUUACAGUUGGUCUGUUUAGUGUGUUAAUUAUUAGGAAUCGGGUACAUGCAUCCAACUUCAGUGAUACCUUCUAGCUAAUGGUUUCAAUUUAGACUUCACUGCCUCAGUCUCACUGGGUACAUGAGAAGGUUGGAAUCAACAUGCUUAGUUGCCUCAGUGGGCACUUGAAAAUUCCUUCACUGGCAGCCCGAGUGGAGGCCCAGUAUGUCUAGUCCUGGGAUGACUGUUGUCAGCAGCUGUUACUCUAGUACAGGUGCUCCUGUGAACUCUUUAUUAGGAACUGAAUGUGUCUUAACCUCUGUGUUACAUCUUGGCUGGCAGAGAUUUAUGUUACAUGAGAUUGUCUUGGUAGCUUGUAGUGUGGUCAGGAGAAAGGGGAUGGAGCAGUGGUGCAUAGCUGCUUACUGCUCUUAUAAACGGUAUAUAAAGGUUUUACGGAUUUUGAAAAUAUUUUUUUUUAGAGGUCAAAAUAAAUACCAUUUUAGUGGCAACAGCUUUGAACUAGAGAGGUAGAUGUAUUAAAGCAGCAUAGAACCAUAACUUCUAGAUAAUGUAGUUGCCACUAGGAGAUAUUAGAAAGUUAGAAUGUAUGUGUGUAUUUAGUUUUUCAAUAAUAAUGAACAUACACUUUCAGGAGCAAAGUAUGGUUGAGAAAUUGUGGCAGAAAGAAUUUUAAAUGUUAGUCGAAGUUGUCUGUAGUUUCUUUAUUAAGCUCUGAAAACACUUCCAAUGCCAGUUUGAUUCUGAGGGCUUGGGAAGUGGGAUCUCCCUUGUGGAGCAGCUGGAGCUGGCUGGGAGGGAGCCUCUCCAUGGGUAAUUUAUUAUGCCUGCCCUGCUUCCCCCAGGGAGCUGCUUCAGUGUGAAAUGAUGUGAUUGUCGGGGGUGGGGUGGGAGGAGGGCCACCUUCAGUCGGGGAGUUGCUCACAUAUUACACAGGUAGCAUCAGGUGGACUUCAGCGCUGAACUGUACUAGUAGUGAGUCCCUGUAGUCAAUGUGCAAUUUCUCUAAUUCUGAGAAACUCUGUAGACUCUGCCUGGGUUUUACUGGGUCAGCAUAGAAUGCUAUCAGUUUACCUCUGUGAAAUAUUCAGUCAGUUGAAGGAAACUUGGAUUCCUAGUCAGAGGUGACUAAAAGUUACCCUGACCAAAAGGAUCUCUGCGGGGGGAAGAGAAUGGAGCUUCCUGAUUUUAAUGUGUUGCGUCAGUGGCCCUCUUCGACUCCCGUUUUGGGUAGAUGCGUAGCUCUUCACUUUCUUACCUCAAGGCUCUGUCUAGCCAUGUUAAAUCUUUAGACUCAGUCUGAUGCCGUUUUUCUGUUUUGCCAUUCUCAUUAUUCACAGCUUUCAGAACAAGUGUUGCUAAAACUCCGGGGCCUUUGACAGUUGUUCUGAGGUGAUUUAAUAAUGGACUUUUUAUAAGUUAUGUUUUCCUGGCUCUAAAGUAAAUUUUUUUUUUUUUUUUUUUGAGACAGAGUCUUGCUUUGUUGCCCAGGCUGGAGUGUGGUGGGGCAAUCUCGGCUCACUGCAACCUCCACCUCCCGGGUUCAAGCGAUUCUCCUGCCUCAGCCUCCUGAGUAGCUGGGAUUACAGGUGUGUGCCACCAUGCUUGGCUAAUUUUUGUAUUUUUAGUAGAGACGGGGUUUCACCAUGUUAGCCAGGCUGGUCUCAAACUCCUGACCUUGUGAUCUGCCCGCCUCAGCCUCCCAAAGUGCUAGGAUUACGGGUGUGAGCAACCCUGCCCGGCCAGUAAAUUGUAUUUUUUUAAUGACAUCAUUGAUUUGAAGAUCUAGAUGGCAUAAAUUACGACGUCUGCCAUCGCAUAUUAGAAAGGGGACAGUCAUAUUUGUAACGUGGAGAGAACACGGAGCACCAGUCACCACGUGCACUUAGGAUGCAGAGCUUACCGCACACCGCUGAUGGGGACCUCCGGAAAGAGCGGUGCCUUGUGGUUGGCCUGGAAGUUCUCUCCCAAGGUGAAAUUCCUUUAAAACCUCAGGCUCUGACCUAUGUCUUUGAAGCAGCUGCUUUGUAGAGUCCCUCUCUUUACUGUCCUCGUUAGGACUGUUUUGUGGUUCCAUGAAAAUGUUUAGCAUCCUUGCAGAAUUACUUGAGAAGGGGCUGGUACCAGUGUAAAGAAUCUAUUUCUGUAAAACUACGAACUUUUGCAUAGGGAAUUUAUUCUAAGCAGGUCAUAGCCGUGAUCCAGAGCUGCUGCUGCUCACUGCCAGUCCUUGCGGCUGGCGGCGAUUGCCGGACAGACUCUCUGUGGCCUGGCUCUCAUCCUUGGCGUGUCAGCCUGCGGCAGGCUGCCAGCCAUCCAUGACAAUCAUGUGAGCUCAGCCACAGACCUCAGCUGGCGGUUUGAUCCCUGGCAGGUCCCUCGAGCAGUACUGGUAAGAGGCUUCACACAUUUUCCCACUCUUACAGUUCAUUUUUCAUAGUAGGAAGGGCCCUUGGCCUCCCCAGUGCCUCUUCCAGAGCCUCCACCAGCACUAAGCUCAGAGGAAAGAAGAAAAGGGCCAGGAGUCAGACGUCACACCCGGGGGCUCCCCUUUCCCAUGUAGAAGUGUUGGCAUGCGUCAGUCUCCUUUACAGAGGGGUGGAUGUAUCCGUGGAGGAGGGGCCUUCUCUCUUUCUAAUUGCACUAUACUUGUUCUAGCUUCAGUCUGGAGAUACUUAAGACCUCCAUGGGGUCGUGAUCCAUAGACUUAGCAAGUCUUGCCUUAUCUAUGGAGCUCGAUGGUGAGAAUUGUGACCAUUGUCUGAUGUCCAUAGUUCCUUCCCCCUAGAUUGUUUCUUUCCACGGAUUGUGUUCAUCUGAACCAUUUUAUUUUUUAUUUACCAAAGUACUGUACUUGGCUAUUUGCAGUGUUUUCAAAACCAAAUGUUUCUUUUUUUGUGUUUUUAAUCUUCGAUACUUGGUGCAAUAGAAGCUGCAAAGAUGUGCCACUUUAUCUAUGAAAUGGAGUUUUGUAUACCAAUAAAUUCUAGUUUAAAAACAAA